This is a messenger RNA of Diospyros lotus (date-plum), 1572 nucleotides long. Its product is annotated as dnaJ protein homolog 2-like. The record is from RefSeq and is a predicted model, not a curated record. Lineage: Eukaryota; Viridiplantae; Streptophyta; Magnoliopsida; Ericales; Ebenaceae. The transcript has 8 exons. Bases 165 to 1415 code for a protein of 416 amino acids. Gene Ontology annotation, cellular component: cytoplasm; cytosol. Gene Ontology annotation, molecular function: ATP binding; Hsp70 protein binding. Gene Ontology annotation, biological process: protein refolding; response to heat.
CCCACUAAGGAAGCCAUCAACGAGGAAGCGAAUCGGCAAGACUUGGGAGGGAGACUUCGCUCCUCUCUCUCUCUCUCUCUUUCUCUUUCAACUUCUCUCUGUCUAUACUCUCUCUCUCUCUCUCUCUCUCUCUGUCCGUUAAGUUCAUUUGAAGUGCUUGCAUUAUGUUUAGGCAUGCUCCAAAGAGAAGUGAUAAUACCAAGUAUUAUGAGAUUCUUGGUGUUUCAAAAAGUGCAAGUCAAGAUGAACUCAAGAAGGCAUACAAAAAAGCUGCUAUGAAGAACCAUCCUGACAAAGGUGGAGAUCCCGAGAAGUUCAAGGAGUUGGCUCAAGCUUAUGAUGUUCUUAAUGAUCCAGAGAAAAGAGAAAUUUAUGAUCAAUAUGGUGAAGAUGCCCUUAAAGAGGGAAUGGGUGGUGGUGAUGCUUCCAAUACUCCAUUUGAUAUAUUUGAGCAACUUUUUGGUGGAGCUUUUGGUGGAGGUAGUUCUUCAAGAAGCAGAAAGAAGCGGGGUGAAGAUGUAGUGCAUAGUCUGCAGGUUUCAUUGGAGGACUUGUACAAUGGCGCAACUAAGAAACACUCUGUUUCAAGGAAUAUCUUGUGCCAAAAGUGCAAAGGGAAAGGAUCAAAGAGUGGUACAUCUGGAAGAUGUUAUGAGUGUCGUGGCUCAGGAAUGAAGAUCUCAAUACGACAGAUUGGACCAGGCAUGUUUCAACAGAUGCAGCAUGUCUGCCCUGAUUGCAGGGGAUCAGGUGAGAGCAUCAGUGAAGGAGAUAGAUGCCCACAGUGCAAAGGUUCAAAGGUUACCCGGGAAAUGAAAGUGCUGGAGGUGCAUGUUGAGAAAGGGAUGCAGGAUGGCCGCAAGAUUGUGUUCAAAAGAGAGGCUGAUGAAGCUCCUGAUUCGAUUCCAGGGGACGUCAUUUUUGUAUUGGAUCAAAAGGAGCAUCCGAAGUUCACUCGAAAAUUUGAUGAUCUCUAUGUCGAACACACCCUCAGUUUGACAGAAGCUCUUUGCGGGUUCCAGUUUGCACUUCCACAUCUUGAUGGCAGAGGGCUCCUAAUCAAAUCCAAUCCUGGGGAGGUCAUCAAGCCUGGUCAGUACAAGGCAAUCAACGAUGAGGGGAUGCCACAGCACGCGAGGUCAUUCAUGAAGGGCAAGCUUGUCAUCCACUUCAACGUUGAUUUCCCUGAAUCCGGAUUUCUGUCCCCUGACAAGUGUCAGUCAUUAGAGGCAAUUCUACCACAUAGGUCAUCGGCUAUGUCCCUGGAUGAUGAGUACGAGGAAACCACCUUGCAUGAUGUCGACAUGGAGGAAGAGGUGAGGCAGAGGGAGCGACGACGAAGAAGGGAGGCUUAUGAUGACGGUGACGAAGAUGACGAUCCAAGCAUGCCCCGGAUGGCGUGUAGCCAGCAAUGAGGCCUUUUUUUCUUUUUUUUGAAAUCGGAUCUUGGGCCUCCACGACAUUUAUAUUGCUUAUAACCUGCUAUUGAUUUUAGACUACAACAUAUGUGUUAUGUUUUAAGACAAUUGACAUUGAGUUGCAUAUUUGAUCAAGUGACAAUUUUCUGCAAAA